AUGGGAGACUGGCCAGAAAAAGUUGGCGACAGUCAUGGAGUGGCGAAAGCUGGACCCAAGCAUUCCAAUCUAAACACAAAAUUUCUUUCACCGCGUCUACUUUCUUUACUUCCCGACAAAUACGGCAAUUCCAGAAAGCUGCUGUCACCGGACCUAUUUCCAUUCUACGAGCACAACUCCGAUGACAGCAUUUUGCCUUUACCAACAAUUUUGAAGUUUGCUGGUCUGGAUCGCAGUGACAGCAACGCUGUUUUAGAACUGUUGCUGGAAGUCACAGGCGCAAACGACAUCAUCGAAAAAGCUCUGAAUCGGAUUGAUGCUUUGAGGGCAUUGAGGCUGGAUAAAAGCAUAAACAAUAUCACAAUGGCUAUCAAUGCUGCUUUCAAGCGACUUGAAAAAAGCCUUCGACCCGAACAAAAACGGUUUCUGAGUAAACGUCAUUUCGCUUUCCUUGAAAAGGAACAGUUGGAAAACAUCUUUGCAAAAGAGGGUCUGUUCAAUGUCACGCUAGCGGAUCUACCAUUCGACAUUGAUGAGUAUGCCAAAAUGAAUGCUGAAGAACGAGAAGAAUCAUUGCGAAAUACAAUCCGCUUGAUAGCUAACGACUCGAAAAUGUUUCAUCGUCGUUACAAGCGAGACGUACAAGUGCUACAACACACAACCUUAGCACCAUUCAUGUUUGCACCAUCCAUUUUAACGUUGGCAGUACUUGGACCAAUCACCUUAUCUCCAUACAUAUUCUCGCCAAGUAUUCUAUCGCCUUCGGUAUUGAGUCCUAUAACUUUAUCGCCCUCGGUAUUUUCGCCAAGUAUUCUGUCGCCGAUGGUGCUGGACCCUACCGUACUUUCACCGCAGGUGGGAAACCCAAUGGUAUUGUCACCUUAUAUAUUAUCACCAGUCGUACUUUCACCCUCUGUAAUGAUUGCGCAAGUGCUAACGCCAUACGUCCUGUCACCGAAUGUGCUCAAUCCUUAUGUAAUGUCGCCGUUAAUCCUAUCUCCGUAUGUUCUCUCACCUGAUAUUUUGUCGCCUACUCUGCUGUCCGGAUCCAUUCUAUCACCAUCAGUGCUCUCUCCAGCAGUGCUAAGCAACGCUACUUUAGCGGUAGAUUUUUUGUCGCCAACGUUCUUGUCAAGAUAG
Cylicocyclus nassatus is the source of this 1140-nucleotide messenger RNA. The record is from the annotation of a GenBank genome assembly. Lineage: Eukaryota; Metazoa; Nematoda; Chromadorea; Rhabditida; Strongylidae.